Penicillium roqueforti is the source of this 1944-nucleotide messenger RNA. Its product is annotated as CAZyme family GT90. The transcript has a single exon. Gene Ontology annotation, molecular function: DNA-binding transcription activator activity; sigma factor activity. The coding region runs from base 1 to 1944 and encodes 647 amino acids. The record is from RefSeq and is a predicted model, not a curated record. NCBI's taxonomy places the organism in Eukaryota, Fungi, Ascomycota, Eurotiomycetes, Eurotiales, Aspergillaceae.
AUGCUCCGCCCGUUCCCUCGGAACCGCAGGGCAUUCUACUUGCUACUGGCCUGCGCAGCAACCUCCAUAUGCUUCAUCAACCUUCUGUUCCUCACCCAUGCGGUCGACAGCUCCGUAAUCCGCCUCCCUAAUCUGGGGCUCUUCACCGCAACAACGAACCCCGUGUUCGGAGAGUAUGCGCACGAUGAACACCCUAUUGCCGACCUGAUGAAAGAAGCGGACCGGAAAUGGCUGGAAUAUGACCAUGGUCGCUCGACAAGUUUCCGCCGAACCGUCGCCAAAUACCGCGAGACAUAUGGACGACACCCACCUCCCGGUUUCAAGGAAUGGUACAUGUUCGCACGCAAAAAGAAUUCGCAUAACGUGGACGACUUCGAACAGAUUACGGGCGAUCUGCGACCUUUUUGGGCGGUACCUCCAGCGGAAAUUCGACAGAUGGCAGCCAAGCUACAAUUCAGCGACGGGAUUGCAGGUGUGCAGAUUCGCAAUAAGAAGGUUGUUUACUCCCCCAUUGAAGGGUGGAGAGUUGAAACACUGAGAAAGUCGAUUAAACGCAUUGCUCGGUAUCUGCCGGACAUGGAUAUUGCGCUUAAUAUUUUGGAUCAACCGCGAGUCAUGGUUACAUUCGAGGAUACCCAGGAAUACCUCCGUACCGAGGCCCUCACCAGAAACUUACCCAGCGAUGCGCAGGAUCAAUUCACUCCAGGCAUGAAACACCUGUAUAAUAAAGAUUCCACCAUCGAGGAUCGUGUUGACCCGUCUUGGUUCUCCAUCGCUGGAAAGCUUUAUAUGGACUUCGCCAAAGAGUCCUGUGACCCUGACUCCCCUGCUCGGAAUGCCAAUCUCACUGUGGAGGAUGCCGAUAAGCUAUACAAAUCGCCCUUGGGUGGGUUUAUCACCAACUUUACUGCAUCCUCUGAUCUAUGCACUGUCGGUUCCGUUCUCGGGGAGAACCACGGGUUUUUGUUCUCAGCAUCCAGCAAUAUCAUCACAAGGAAACUGAUCCCGGUCUUCAGCGAGUGCAAGGUUAGCGUGAACAACGACAUCCUUUUUCCCGCGAAUAUGUAUUUCAUGAACGACAAGCGGUACGUGUACAAUUCGCGACACGAUUACAAGUGGAAAGACAAAGCGGACACUCUCCUCUGGCGCGGCGUCACCUCCGGGGGUGUUCAACUUGCGGAUAAUUGGCAGCAUAUGCAUCGCCAACGCUUUGUGCACAUUACCAACAGUACUGAUAUGAGGUCAGAGACGGUCUCCAUCCUCUCUGAGACCAGCCCGGGCCGGUAUCAUACCUAUCCCAACUUCUCCCCAAGCAAAUUUUCACUGGACCACUUCGAUGUCGGCUUCACUGAGGCUUGGGGCUGCAUCCCGAACUGCUCCUUCUACGACGAUGUUUGGACCUACAAAAAGCCCAAGGACUUCAGCGAGCAGUUCAAGGCAAAAUACCUCGUCGACAUUGACGGCCACAGCUUUUCCGGUCGCUGGCGCGCAUUUCAGCUCAGCAAGUCGCUGGGCAUCAAAGCAACUAUUUUCCGAGAAUGGCAUGACUCCCGACUCUUCCCCUGGCGUCACUUCGUCCCCAUGGACAAUCGCUACGAUGACCUGUACGGAUUAAUGACCUACUUCCUCGGUCUCGACCCAGAAGUAUCCCCCGUCGAUGCAUUCUCAGUUGGCGAACCGUACAUCCAGAAGCAUGACUUUGAGGCCGAGGUAAUCGCAUCUCAAAGUCAGGAAUGGGCGCAGCACGCGCUGCGCAACGCGGAUCUUGACAUCUAUCUCUAUCUCCUUCUCCUUGAGUACGGACGCAUCAUUGAUGACAACCGCGAUAGCAUUGGGUACAGUGGCGACGGAAGUGAGCUGGACCACUUCGACGAUCAAUAUCCUUUUCCUCCAGCGUUACCUAGUAUCGUCAACCCUCUUACCCGGAACACUGAUGAACAAUGA